Messenger RNA from Protobothrops mucrosquamatus (brown spotted pit viper), 1824 nucleotides. It is a transcript of the gene CUNH4orf33, whose product is annotated as chromosome unknown C4orf33 homolog. The record is from RefSeq and is a predicted model, not a curated record. NCBI's taxonomy places the organism in Eukaryota, Metazoa, Chordata, Lepidosauria, Squamata, Viperidae. The transcript is spliced from 6 exons. The coding region runs from base 350 to 943 and encodes 197 amino acids.
CCUUUGAAUGGAGACGUUGCCGGGUGAAAGUAACUGGGGUGUUGAGCGGAAGUGCCGUCGCUCCCUUUGGUGCGGAUUUGGUGUGGAGGUUUGAAUUACGAGCAGGAGAGCUCAGAUUGCAAUUUUCUAUUCCUAUCCUUGGGAAUAUGGGUGUUACUAAGCUCACGGGAGCUUUCUUUGAGUAACUAUAAAAGUUGCACUGAAUGCUGGUCGCGGGUGGAUUUUCUUUUAGCGUUCUCCCUUAGCUUUUGAAAUAGCCCCAUACCCCCCAUUCCCUUUCCUUGCGGAAUUACUGGUUUUGAAUAGUUGCUUCGGCGAGCAGAAGUUAAGCCGUUGAAACCAAAUUUAGAUGGAGUUUAAAAUUGAACAUACAUGGAACAGCCUUCCAGUGUCCCAUGAUCCAAUAAUAAUCAGCCUGAGUCCAGAAAAUACAGGAAUACUGAUGGAAUUGAAUGCUCCAUUUUUCAAUGAUCCUCCAGCCCCUCCUGGUGAACCAGGAAAACCAUUCAAUGGAUUAUGGGUCUAUGAGGUUGUAGAAGCCUUCUUCUUGAAUUACCAAACCCAGCAAUACCUGGAAGUAGAGCUCUGCCCGCAUGGCCAACAUCUUGUAUUAUUCCUUUGUGGCAAACGGAAUAUCUGCAGAAAAGAGCUUCCUUUAAUAUUUGAAGUUUCAAAAACAACUACCAAAUGGAGGGGCCGUGCUCAUUUGCCUUGGAAUUUUUUUCCUCCCAACACUGAUAGAUUUAAUGCAUUUGCAAUUCAUGGAACAGAUGUGAAUAGAACAUAUGAAGCACUCUAUCCUAUUCCCCAUAAUGAAGUUCACAAUAACCAGAAACCUGAUUUUCAUCGUCUGGAAUAUUUUAAAAAAUUCAGUUUCAAACAAUUAAUGGGAGAAGAUUGGAAACAGAUUGAAUCAGACAUGUGGAAAUCAUGCAUUAGAUGAAAAAUACAAGAAUAUCAUGAGGAUUUGGCUGAACAAUUUUUGUGGGCAGGGAUCUUUCUUUUUAGGACUGCAGGUGAGCUUUCGUUUGAAAAAAUAGGGACAUUUAUCAAAUUAGAAUUAUUCCUACUGAAUUUUAUGGACAAGGAAUUAGAAAAGAAUUUGGAAAAUAUUAUAAUUGUUGUAAGAUUAUUCUAUAAAAAAUGGAAAUACGAUGAAAAACAUUCAGCAGAAGACUGACAUAAAAAUAACUGAACCUGCAGAAAUGAUGAAGCUGAUCAGUUUGAUGAGAGAAAAAGAAAGGGAAUCUUCUUUUUUGAAACACUGGAAACCUUAUAUAAACUUUUUGCUGAAAAAAAAAUAAAUCAAUGAUUUCAGGAUAAAAAGGGAGAAAGUGGAUAAAAAUAUUACUUGAUAGAAAGGUACAAUUGUAUGUUUUCUUCUUUCAUUUCCUGAAAUUUUCUCUUUUCCUUACUAUCGUGUAUAUUUUUACUUUUAUUACAUUGAAAUAUAUGUGUGUAUGUAUGCACAUGCAUGCAUGGACACUUAACACAACUGAUUUACUUCUUUUAAGCUUUUUAUAAAAUGACAAGAUGACAAAUUAAGCUACUAUAACAGGCAGAGGUGAACUAAUUAUUAGUUACUAAUAAAAAUAAGGCAGGGGCAUUAGCCUCUAUUUCUAAUGCAGAUUAAGAUAGAUUAUUGGACACAGUUGAUUUUCUUAUAGUACUGGAAAGUCUAUAGUGGAUUAAAUGGAAGAGUCUUGGCAUCAGGAAAAUUUAUAGAUAAUGUUUAUGCAAUAUGUCUAUAUCUUUGUAAUAAAAUAAUUUUAUCAGUACCUGGAAUCAUGUAAAAGUUUUGCUUCCUUUCAUCUCUGCAUUUUA